This is a messenger RNA of Medicago truncatula (barrel medic), 1796 nucleotides long. Its product is annotated as zinc finger CCCH domain-containing protein 3. The record is from RefSeq and is a predicted model, not a curated record. The coding region runs from base 207 to 1475 and encodes 422 amino acids. The transcript is spliced from 8 exons. NCBI's taxonomy places the organism in Eukaryota, Viridiplantae, Streptophyta, Magnoliopsida, Fabales, Fabaceae. Gene Ontology annotation, molecular function: mRNA binding; metal ion binding.
GUUAUUGUCGGGUUUCACAUUCAAAGAUCCAAAAUGUUGCAAAGUUUGCAGAAUUUUCCAUCCAAUUGGAAUAUUAUUAUUAUAUAAUCUUUUUCAUAGAUUUCACAUUGAACAAAAUUCUUCUCAAUUUUAUCUCUGAUUCUCUCUCUUUUUUGUAUUAUUUAUUUUCAUUGGAUUUUUUUUUUUUUUACCUUUUUAACAUCUAGAUGCCAGAAAAUAGACAAGUUUUCAAGAAUGCUGGUUCUAAUCCAUCUGGUGAUAACAUUGAAGAAGCUAUUCGGCGUUUGAAAAUCAAUAGUACUCGAGACAGAGAUGCUGUGCCUCAAUCAAUGCCUUAUCCGGAUCGACCUGGUGAACCUGACUGCGUAUAUUAUUUGAGGACUGGAAUGUGUGGUUACGGGAGUAACUGCCGCUAUAAUCACCCUGCUAACAUUUCACCUGUUACUCAAUAUGGUGAAGAACUUCCUGAGAGAGUUGGGCAACCUGAUUGUGAGUAUUUUCUUAAGACAGGAACAUGUAAGUAUGGAUCGACAUGUAAAUAUCAUCAUCCAAAAGACAGGCGAGGUGCUGCACCCGUUGUCUUCAAUACUUUAGGUCUUCCCAUGCGUCAGGAAGAAAAAUCAUGUCCCUAUUACAUGAGAACCGGGUCUUGCAAGUUUGGAGUUGCAUGCAAGUUUCAUCAUCCACAACAGGCAGCUUCCUUUGGAGGAGCUUAUCCAGUGGCUGCGUCCCCUCCCUCCACAACUGUUACUUCAUCAGGUUUUCCAUAUGCUGGUGGUUUUCCUGCAUGGUCAAUGCCGAGAAUGUCAUAUUUAUCUGGACAGGCCAUUCAAUCUUAUGUGCCUCCUUUUUUGCCUUCUUCACAAGGCAUUAUGCCUGCGCUCAGCUGGAGCAAUUACAUGGGAAGUAUUAACCCUGCAAUGCCUACUGGUUUUAUUGGAUCUAAUCUUGUCUACGACUACAUGAAUCCGGCGGGAGAGACACUUUCUGGUGGACAGGCAAUGAAUUCAUCUCUUCCAGAUAGACCAGAGCAACCAGACUGUAAAUACUUUAUGAGCACCGGAACAUGCAAAUAUGGAUCUGAUUGCAAGUUCCACCACCCUAAAGAAAGGAUAGCACAAACAUUAUCAAUUAAUCCACUCGGUCUUCCUAUGAGACCUGGGAAUGCUAUAUGCUCUUAUUACAGAAUCUAUGGAGUAUGCAAGUUUGGUCCAACAUGCAAAUUUGAUCAUCCAGUUGUGGCUAUCUCUCAGAACUACGGCUUGCCCUCGCCUACUCUAUCAGUAUUCGAUGCAUCUCUCCUUACUAAUCCAAGAAGGCUUUCAACUGUCCAACCAGCCGAGACAUCUCCAUCGAAACAAUCAACUGACAAGCUUCAACAAUCUGAUACAAAAGCUGCUACCGAAGAUUCAUCUAAACAAGCUGACAGUACAUCAACUUCUCGCACACCUUCGACCGAGUCUUUACAGGAAUAAACUGCUUGAAGUUUUAUUUUUCUUUUGGACCUUUUUUUUUCUUUUUCGGAGAAAUAUAUUAUACAUACCAUCUAUUCCCCCUUUUGAUCUGCAAUUCUGCAGGGUUGGAUAGUUUGUUCAAUGGUUGUUGUGACAAUCAUGAGCUUGUGGGGGAUAGAGGGCAUUUUUUUUGUGGUGAAUAAAAUGCAAGUAGAAAGUUUGUGACUUUCUUUUCCCCUUUUAUCUCUUGGGGGUCAAUUUGGUACAUACACCUACAAAUACUGAGUGAAAUUCUCAAGUAUGUAACAAUUCUUGCAUGAAUAGAGUUUCUAUUGGCUAUAA